AUGGGUUGUGCCUAAACCAAGCAAAGAUCUAUGAUAUCAAAGAAGAUACCAGUCUCUAUACUAAAAAAGAAAGGUGAAGAGAAAUUUAAUCAAACUUUAACCAACACCUAAGAAAUAGAGUAAAUAGGAAAAAAAAUUUAUGAUUGUGAAAAUUCUUAAUUUGACAAUUACAAUAUCUCUUAAAACCCGAUAUUAAGAAGGAGAAGGGCCUCAAUGAGUUAAAAUUGA
This is a messenger RNA of Paramecium octaurelia, 228 nucleotides long. The record is from the annotation of a GenBank genome assembly. NCBI's taxonomy places the organism in Eukaryota, Ciliophora, Oligohymenophorea, Peniculida, Parameciidae.